Molecule: messenger RNA, 4861 nt
Organism: Gracilinanus agilis (Agile Gracile Mouse Opossum)
Lineage: Eukaryota; Metazoa; Chordata; Mammalia; Didelphimorphia; Didelphidae
Gene: KMT2E
Product: lysine methyltransferase 2E (inactive)
Exons: 22
Coding region: 343-4122 (1259 amino acids)
Molecular function (GO): protein binding
Source: RefSeq, a predicted model, not a curated record
UUUUCUCCUCCUCCUCUUGCUUCUCUUCAUCCACCUCCUCCUCCAGUCACUCGUGAAGAAGAGCCUGCGCUGUCGCUCGGGGAGGGGGUGUGUGGAGCCCGGUGCCGACUACCCCGCGAGUCCGCAGUGGCCGCAGCUGCCGCGGGGUCAGGUCGCGGUCGUCUGGAGAGAAACCUCGGGGGUCGGUCCAAUAACGGGGUUCGGGUGCCUGGUUUGUGAACAUCACAGGGUUUGUGGAUGCACUUAGAUGUUUGCAAUGAGCACUGUGGCUGGCAUGCCCCAGUGUUUUGGAUACCAAUGCAUAGGACUCCGUAGUAAUCGAAUUUAUCAGAAACGAACGUCAUGAGCAUAGUGAUCCCAUUGGGGGUUGAUACAGCAGAAACUUCAUAUUUGGAAAUGGCUGCAGGCUCAGAACCAGAAUCCGUAGAAGCUAGCCCUGUGGUAGUUGAGAAAUCCAACAGUUAUCCACAUCAGUUAUAUACCAGCAGCUCGCAUCAUUCACACAGUUAUAUUGGUUUGCCCUAUGCGGACCACAAUUAUGGUGCUCGUCCUCCUCCAACACCUCCAGCUUCUCCUCCUCCAUCAGUUCUUAUUAGUAAAAAUGAAGUAGGCAUAUUUACUACUCCUAAUUUUGAUGAGACCUCUAGUGCUACCACCAUCAGCACAUCAGAGGAUGGAAGCUAUGGUACUGAUGUAACCAGGUGCAUUUGUGGUUUUACACAUGAUGAUGGCUACAUGAUCUGUUGUGACAAAUGCAGUGUUUGGCAACAUAUUGACUGCAUGGGGAUUGAUAGGCAGCAUAUUCCUGAUAUAUAUCUGUGUGAACGUUGUCAGCCUAGGAAUUUGGAUAAAGAGAGGGCCGUGCUGUUACAACGCCGGAAAAGAGAAAAUAUGUCAGAUGGUGACACCAGUGCAACAGAGAGUGGCGAUGAAGUUCCUGUGGAAUUGUAUACUGCAUUUCAACAUACACCAACAACAAUAACUUUAACUGCUGCGAGAGUUACCAAGGUCAAUGAUAAGAAAAGGAAAAAAAGUGGAGAAAAAGAACAAAAUAUUUCAAAAUGCAAAAAAUCUUUUCGUGAAGGCUCUAGGAAAUCAUCAAGAGUUAAGGGUUCAGCUCCAGAGAUUGAUCCUUCUGAUGGGUCAAAUUUUGGAUGGGAAACUAAAAUCAAAGCUUGGAUGGAUCGUUAUGAGGAAGCAAAUAAUAACCAGUACAGUGAAGGUGUCCAAAGGGAGGCUCAAAGAAUAGCUUUACGAUUAGGCAAUGGAAAUGAUAAGAAAGAAAUGAAUAAUAAAUCAGAAUCAAAUCCCAGCAAUCUGAUCUUCAAGCCUCCUGUAGAGAGCUACAUACAAAAGAAUAAGAAAAUUCUGAAAUCUGCUAAAGAUUUGCCUCCUGAUGCUCUUAUUAUUGAAUACAGAGGGAAGUUCAUGCUAAGAGAGCAAUUUGAAGCAAAUGGAUAUUUCUUUAAGAGGCCAUAUCCUUUUGUUCUAUUCUACUCUAAAUUUCAUGGGUUAGAAAUGUGUGUUGAUGCAAGGACUUUUGGGAAUGAGGCUCGAUUCAUUAGACGUUCUUGUACACCAAAUGCAGAGGUGAGGCAUAUCAUUGAAGAUGGAACAAUUCAUCUUUAUAUUUACUCCAUCCAAAGCAUUCCAAAGGGAACAGAAAUUACUAUUGCUUUUGAUUUUGACUAUGGAAAUUGCAAGUAUAAGGUGGAUUGUGCAUGCCUCAAAGAAAAUCCUGAAUGUCCAGUUUUAAAACGAUGUUCUGAACCAACGGAAAACAUCAAUAGUGGUUAUGAAACCAGAAGGAAAAAAGGGAAAAAAGAGAAAGAUAUUUCAAAAGAAAAAGAAUCACAAAAUCAAAAUAUUACUCUGGAUUGUGAAAGUGCCACCAACAAAAUGAGGAGCCCAGAUAAUAAACAGAGAAAACUUUCUCCACUGAGACUAUCUAUUUCAAAUAAUCAGGAGCCAGAUUUUAUUGAUGAUAUAGAAGAAAAAACUGCUAUUAGCAAUGAAGUAGAAAUGGAAUCAGAGGAGCAGAUUGCAGAAAGGAAAAGGAAGAUGACAAGAGAAGAGAGGAAAAUGGAAGCUAUCCUCCAAGCCUUUGCUAGACUUGAGAAGAGAGAGAAAAGAAGAGAACAAGCUUUGGAACGAAUCAGCACAGCAAAAACAGAAAUUAAAACAGAAUGCAAAGAUGCACAGAUGGUCAAUGAUGCUGAAGUUGUUCAGGAUACCACAAAGGAAGAAACUGCCAGCAAGCCAACCCCUGCCAAAGUAAAUAGAGCUAAGCAGAGAAAAAGUUUUUCUCGGAGUAGAACUCACAUUGGACAGCAGCGCCGGCGACACCGAACUGUCAGCAUGUGUUCAGAUAUUCAGCCAUCUUCUCCUGAUGUUGAAGUUACUUCACAACCAAAUGAACCUGAGAACACUGCACUUGUAGCAGAGCCUGAAACUGAAACUGCCAUAGCAGAAAUAGUUACCGAGACUGAAGUGCCAGCACUUAAUAAAUGUCCUACAAAGUACCCCAAAACAAAAAAGCACUUAGUCAAUGAAUGGUUAAGUGAGAAGAAUGAGAAGACAGGAAAAUCUUCAGAGAGCCUUUCAGAAAAGCCUCUGCGAAUAACCACAGAUCCGGAAGUAUUGGCUACACAGCUCAACUCUUUACCAGGCCUCACUUAUAGUCCCCAUGUGUAUUCUACCCCGAAACACUAUAUUAGAUUUACUUCACCGUUCCUUUCAGAGAAAAGGAGAAGAAAAGAACCUACUGAGAAUAGUUCUGGCUCUUGCAAAAAGCGAUGGUUGAAGCAAGCAUUAGAAGAAGAAAAUUCUGCAAUUUUAGAUAAAUUUAGUUCAUUAUGCCAAGAAAGAUCUAGAAGCCCUGCUGUCAAUGGUGAAAAUAAAAGUCCGCUGUUACUGAAUGAUAGUUGUUCACUUCCAGAUUUAACUACGCCACUAAAAAAACGAAGACUAUAUCAGUUAUUGGAUUCUGCUUACUCAGAAACCUCCACACCUACUCCUUCUCCAUAUGCUACGCCAACUCAUGUGGAUGUCUCUGCUACAGACCCAUCAUUAUUUGCUACUCCUCCUAGGACAAAAUCAGAAGAUGAAACUUGCAGAAAUGGUUAUAAACCCAUAUAUUCACCAGUUACUCCAGUAACUCCUUGUAUACAAGGAAAUGCCAUGCACUUUGAGAAUAUUUCCUCCCCAGAAAGUUCACCAGAAAUUAAAAGACGAGUUUAUACUCAAGAGGGCUAUGAGAGAACACCAACUAUGCUAACAGUGGGUCCUUUUAGAAAUUCUAAUCUUUCAGAAAUGAGCCUGCAAGAAAUAAAGACCAUUGGAUAUUCCAGCCCAAGAAAUAGAACUGAUGUAACUAGGCAAUGCACUGGGGACAAGGAGUCUGUAUCAGACCUCCAGAUUGGACUUGAUGUAGUGGAGCACACUGCCAUUCCUAAAAGCAUGGAAACCCCUUCACAGGAUAGGACUGACUCUAACAGCCAGCUAGAACCUGCUCCUUGUGGACGAGGCACAGUUUACACUUCUUGGGUUAAAAGCCCUGAAAGAACAGGUGUGAACUUCUCCUCAGUGAAUUCUAAUUUAAGGGACUUAACACCUUCCCAUCAGCUGGAGGUUGGAGGUGGCUUCCGAGUAAGUGAGUCAAAGUGCCUCCUACAAGAUGACUCCAGAGGUGUGUUCAUGGAGACCUCCGUGUUCUGUUCUUCAGAAGAUGGGCUCCCCCCAGGCUUUGGAAGGGCAAUAAAUGACAGUGCAAUCGAAGGGAGUUGUACACCCCAGAAUCCACCACAAAAGAAAAAGGUGUCCUUAUUAGAAUACCGGAAGAGACAGCGGGAAGCUAGGAAAAGUGGCUCCAAAGCUGACAAUUUUUCUCUAGUUACGGUGUCACCUCACACUACUGUGGGUGGAAACAUGAGCAACAGCAGCAAUCCAAGUGAUGGUUGUAACAACAGUGGUGAAAAUGGGGAGCAAGUAGACCAUACUACUAGCCUACCUUUACCUUUGCCAACUGCUGUUUAUAAUGCUACUUCAGAAGAAAUCAGCAAUAACUGCCCAGUAAAAGAAACUUCUGCUGGUGAAAAAAAUGAACCAGAAGUUCAGUGGUAAGUGGAUUCAUUCAUGCCCAACAUUUCAGAAUUUGCAAAGUGUAUUUUAAGUACUAAAAACUACUAUAUGAAAGAAGUUGGUAAUGUUAAUUUAAUUUUCAAAGAUGAUGGGUAUUUUGACCUGGGAAUUCUUUUCCUAAUGGGGGAAUAAUAUCUCACACUGGUUGUAUUUCUUUUCCUAAUCAAGGGAGAAAGUGGUUAGGUUUUUUUUUUGUUUUGUUUUGUGUUGGUUUUUUUUUUGUUUUGUUUUGUUUUGUUUUGUUUUAAUGCCUCAGUUAUAUCUGAGUCUCGAGCCACCUAAUUCUGGAUUUUUAUUAAAGAGAACAUGGGAUCCUUAACAGUCUCCCAUUUUUGCAAAUGCUAUUAAUUUCUUUUGCUGUUGAGUUUCUUAGUUCUGAUUAUUGUAGAUCACAUUUUAAAUAUUUUUUCUACAGUUUUCCCAAAGAUAAAGGAAUUUGAGGGGAGACAUUCAAUUAGGCAAGUCCUUCUAUACUGAAGGCAUAAAACUCCAUAGAUUCCCAGCCUACUAAAGAUAAAUCAAGCUCUAGCUGUUUUAGGAGACAGGAUAAAGAAAAUUAGUGUAUGUUGUGAUUCUGUCAAAAUUAUCUGAUCAGAAAAAAUUUUCUUAUCUCUUGGACUGCCAGUAGGGAUUUAUUGAUUCAAAAUUAUCUACACCUAAAAAGCUAUCUUUCAUGAAGGAAUUGCCCAAAGAAAAAUAUUAGCAGAGUUAGUAUCUAUUA